Molecule: messenger RNA, 2710 nt
Organism: Zonotrichia leucophrys gambelii
Lineage: Eukaryota; Metazoa; Chordata; Aves; Passeriformes; Passerellidae
Gene: NOL11
Product: nucleolar protein 11
Exons: 18
Coding region: 356-2530 (724 amino acids)
Biological process (GO): maturation of SSU-rRNA
Cellular component (GO): nucleus; nucleolus
Molecular function (GO): RNA binding
Source: RefSeq, a predicted model, not a curated record
AGCGGCGGGGACAGCCGAGUGAGGGCAGUGCCCGCGGCCCCCGGAGCGUCCCGCUGUGGGGCGCUGUCCCCAGGACAGCUGCCAUCGUUCUCCGCAGCUCUCACAGUACUUAGAGCACCGAACACCUUGGGAGCGCAGGGGCCCGCAGCCCUCAGCCGGGGCCCGCAGCCCUCAGUCGGAGCUGCCCUCAGCGGCUCGGGGCAGGCGAGGCCCAGCCGGGCAGCGCCUCACGAGAGCCGCGCGCGCUCCCUGUCGCGACAGCGCCGGGCCCGUCCCGACCUCGGCCGGCCCCGCCCCGGGUCACGCGGGGGCGCGCGCGCCGCGCCAAUUCUCGCGAGAGCAGGGUCUGGCCAAGAUGGCGGAGCUGUGCGAGAGCUUCACGCUGCGCGGGCCGGGCCCCGGCGGCGGCGGCUCCGGCUCCGGACUCGACCCCGGGCUGUGCCUGGAGCCGGGCCCGGGCAGCGACCUCGUGCUGCUCACCGAGCGCGGCCGGGCCGCCACGCUCUUCAAGAUUUCGGAUCAGAAGCCCCUGGGCUGUUGGUCAGUCAAACAUGGGCAGAUCCUCACCUGUCCUGUCGUGUGCAACUUUGAAACCCACGAGUACAUUGCAGUUCAUGAUGACAAGGUUUUAAGAAUAUGGAAGAAUGAAGACCUUAACUUGGACAAAGCCUUUAAAGCAACACUCUCAGCAGAUGUGUACAGGAUCCACUCCCUGCCCCAGGGGGGGACCCUGGUGCUGUUCAGGGGAGGGGGGGUCCGGACCCUGGAUGUGCUCCUGGAGGCUCCUCAGCAGGAGAUCGAGAACCUCAUCUCAGCUGAGACCAUCAGGUGGAGUGGAGCUUUUAUGGAAGGCCAAGAACCUGUCUUAAUUUUCAUUACUCAGAAAGAUAAGGAUUUUUUUGUCUAUGUACAGAAGCCUAAGCUGAACAGUCUACACAAAUACAAGCUUGAACAACAGAAAUUAGCCAGGCCACUGUGUUUCACAGCACACAUUACAAACCAAACUGUCACACUUCUGUGUUUGUAUACCAAUCAUUGUGUGUAUCAGGUUCUGAUACCUCUACAGCAAGAUACUGUAGAAGAAGAGGAAAAAGAAGAAGAAAUUUUGUCCAAGUCACUACUACUAAAACUUUCAGUAUCUGGAGCUGCUCUGAAAGGAACAUCUUUAGUUGUCCUGGACAAAGACCACAUUGCAGUGUUGGGCAAUAUCCCUGAUCCUGGGAGAAAGCCCAAAGAGUUCCUGACCAUCUGGAAUACAAAAUUCCAGACGUUGCAGACCUGCAAGGAUCUGCCCCGGGGGACCAGUGGCCAGUUGUGGUGUUACGAGGAAAAAUUUUUUCUAAUUCAUGGGAAAGUGCUGACUGUAAUUAUGUACAAACGUGAAACAUCAUCCUUGGCAGCUGCUGUGGGAAAGCUCAAGGACAGUCAAAGCCUUGAUAUGUCCCCGUUUGUGAACUGGAAUGCCCUGGAAGAGGAAGAGCUGGUGGCUCCCCUGGAGUCCCAGGAGUCUGUAGCUCUGAAAGCAGAGUCCAGAAUGAAUUUAAGAUCAAACAGGAGCACUGGACAAUCAGGGCCCUUAUCAGUUGAGCAGCUCUUAAUGAGACUCAAAGAUACUCCUAAUUAUGUGGUGGAAAUUGAAGUGAAAAAACUAAUAGCAAGAGCACCGACCGUAGAUGUGCAAGCUGCCAUUGGCUGUGUGGUCACUACCCUUAUAGACAGGUGUAAAAAAAAUCCAAAGUUCUACCCUCAAAGUUUGCUGCAGGAGAUUGUUGAAACCCGGGACUUGUCCUACAGUUUAUGUCCAGAUUUAAUGGCUGUUGCUUUGGAGCAAAAAGACCUGCAGCUCUUACAGGUCUGCCUAGAACGGUUUCCAGAUAUUCCUGAAGAAAUCACUUAUGCUUGCCUGAAAGCAUUUUUAAGCACAAGUGAAGACCAUCUCAAAAGUGUAGAGGUAAACCUGGAUUCUGCCAUCUGUUACAUUGAUGUUGAAUGCAAUGACAUGGAAGUUAAGACUGAAAUUGUAGAAAAUGGUUUCAGUGAAGAGAUGGACCAGGACAUGUGUGAUACCAAAAUGCCAGAGGAAGGGCAGAGUGAUGGUGAAUCCUGCCCUGUUGGGCUUCAGAAGGCAGCGCUGCUAAAUGCUGUUCUCCAUUCAGCUUACACUGAAACAUUUCUUUUGCCUCACCUGAAAAACCUUCCAGCUCAACAAGCUAUUCUAUUUCUCAGGUAUUUAUAUUACCUGUAUGUGAAAUGCAGUGAAAAAGUGAACACCACACUUCCUGGAAUACGCUCUCCCACAAUAAACCAGAUCAUGGAUUGGAUGUGCCUGUUGCUUGAUGCUCAGUUCACUGUCAUGGUGAUGCUUCCAGAAGCAAAGGGCUUGCUUUCAAGCCUGCAUAAGUUUGUGAGAGCCCAAGUACGGUUCUACUCAGAACUCAACAAGAUUGAGGGAAGUUUGCGGGAAUUACAAAGACUGAACCACCUGAGAGAAUCUCAGACCUAUUCUAUUGAAGUGCUGGAAAUCAUUUGAAUUUGAAGCUCAUGAACACAUUUAUUUUGUAUUGAUUCCUUUUAUGACAAGGAUGUAUUAGCACUCCAUAUUGGGGCUGUCAAAAGUUGUUUUCUACAUAGGAGGAGCCUGGUUACUCUGUAGCUACAUGGGAGUUGUAAGUUUGAACCUUGUGUAUUAAAAUCUCUCUUUUUGACUGGA